Molecule: messenger RNA, 954 nt
Organism: Aspergillus bombycis
Lineage: Eukaryota; Fungi; Ascomycota; Eurotiomycetes; Eurotiales; Aspergillaceae
Product: alpha/beta hydrolase
Exons: 1
Coding region: 1-954 (317 amino acids)
Source: RefSeq, a predicted model, not a curated record
AUGCCCACCUCAACGCUCCCUUCGAACGCCAAGCUCGUCAACAUUGGCACUCACUCCCUCGCCCUUUACACCCACGGCCCAGAGCCCAGCAGCUCCGAAGACCCUGUCGUCUUAUUUAUCUCAGGCGUGGCAAGCUCCAGCCUCAACUGGGCCGCGAUAGUGCGGCUGCUCCCUCCCUCGCUGCGAAGCUACUCGUACGACCGUUCCGGGUACCGCAACUCCGAGCUCUCGCCGCUCGCGCCCACAGCCGAAAAUAUUGCUCUGGAGCUCUCCCUUCUCAUAAAGAAAGCUUCCAUUCCCAAUCCACUGAUUAUUGUGGGGCACUCAUGGGCCGGGGUGCUCAUAAACGAGUUCAUCGCGCUUACGGGAAACGGCCCGCACAUUGCGGGCCUGGUGCUCGUCGACGCUAACCACGAGACCGCGCCACAGGUUCUGAAUAUAAAUGACCCUGUUCUGCAUGCUAUUGCAGAGGGUGUCGAUUUCUAUUCUGCCACGGGUAUCGAGGCGGAGCAUAGCCUCACACAGGAAGAGUGGGAUGCGUUUAGGAGCGACCAAUCAACGGCGAAGUCCCAGCUGAUUGGGAGGAAGGAGGAUAUUGAGUACGCACCCAGUUUUGAGACACUGCGGAAGAAGGAGCUGGGUAAGCAGCAGCCGAUUGUUGGAGAUAAGCCGGCCUAUGUCAUUGGGGGUAUGCGGAGUAGGGAUUGGAGUGGGCUGUAUAAGGCGGGCGUUGAGAGAGGGAAUGGAACCGAGGAGCAAAGGAACUAUGUUAGGGAGUGGAUCAGGACGGCUGAUGGCAAGAGCGAGAGUCUUAUGAAGGAACAUCUAAAACUCUCCACCAAGAGUAAGCUUGUAUUUGCCCGCGAGAGUGGACACUUUGUCCAGUUAACUCAGCCGGAUAUUGUUGUUGAUGGUGUGACAUGGGUCCUAGAUAACUUUUCAACCUCUUUCUAA